Messenger RNA from Triticum dicoccoides, 1355 nucleotides. Its product is annotated as atherin-like. The transcript is spliced from 2 exons. The record is from RefSeq and is a predicted model, not a curated record. Lineage: Eukaryota; Viridiplantae; Streptophyta; Magnoliopsida; Poales; Poaceae. The coding region runs from base 87 to 788 and encodes 233 amino acids.
GCGCCGCCCCGCCUUGGCCACCACCCAUCCCGCGCCGCCCCGCCUUGGCCACCAGCCACGCCGCGCAACCUACCUCCAACACCCAGAUGCCCUUGGAUCCGCGCCACCCUGAACCGGCGUCGUCCCGCCGCCUUCCAGUCGGGCAGCCACAGUACCCAACAAGCGUCGGCGCCUCUCCCGCCUUCCUCCACCGCGCCGAGGUCGCCGGGCGUCGAGGCGGACCAGGACAGGCCAUGGCCCCACCUCCUUCUGGUUGCCAGAUCCGGCGACCCCCCGUGGCCUGGGAUCCCCCCACCUCCGCCUCUGCGCCUCUGCAUCGCCGUCCUCGUCGGGCCCGACGUCGCUUAUCCGGCCACGCGAGGAUGCAGCCUGGCCCGGCCACAUCGUCGUCGUCCUCGUCUCAGGCCAUCACCGCCCGGAUCCGCACCACCACCGGUGCCCCGUCGCGCACCUAUCCACCUCCAGGGGCUGAUGAGGAGACCAGGCAGCGUCCAUCUCUCCUCUCCGUCCGGCGACCGUCGCCGUGCAGCUCGGCGGCAUGUGUGAUGCGGUUUAGUGCUGGUGCUGGAGCACGGAACUCCCCUGCUUCUUCUCCCCACAGCAAGACGACGAGGGGCUCUUCUUCCCAACCUCUCUGCCGACCCCUUUCCUCUUAUUCUGACGAGGUCCCAGCCACCAACGGCAUGCAGUACGGAGGCGUGAUGCCAUGCAGCUCACCAUGUGCAUCCCAUCCCAGUAUUGUUGCUAUUCAGAAUAAUUUUCAAUGUUUUUCAGAAAAACUGAUGUAAUUUGGGUGCAGUGCAGUUCAGAAGCUUCCAUUGGGUAUAUUUUGCAGUGCGUUGAUGCAGUCCAUUGGGGGUGUGCCCUCAUAGUAUCCGGCAUGUGUCGUGUGUGUGCGGUGCACGCGGUCGUGCAGUCCGGUGGCGGUGCCCAUGUAAGAAGUGCUGGCGAGGGGACCCUAUCUGCAGCUCACUGAAGUUUGUUUUGCAGCUCACUGAAAUUUGUUUUGCAGCUAGCUUGCUUGUACAGUGCAUUUACAGUGUGUGCAUUACGUCUGGCGAGUGCGUGCGGUUCGGCGGCGCAAACCAUUUGCAUUCUUUGCUAUGUUAAUGCGUGCGAUUCAGUGCAUUUUAGAAUAAAAAUGAAGUUGGGUUGCACUUUGUGUGUGAUUGUAAUGUGGAGACAUAAAAAGGGACUAUUUGUGUGGAUUACUCAGUUUGUAAAAUCGUUUCUUUGUAAAAGUAGUGCGCUCGGUGAACCGAAGAACUACAUUUUUCAAAAUUAUUGUAGUUCAUUGUUAAAAAAGUUGUGGUUCCCUUAUUGGAGUGCACACGAAAGUAAAAUUGCAUUGGGAG